This is a messenger RNA of Saccostrea echinata, 877 nucleotides long. RefSeq lists its product as uncharacterized. The transcript has 2 exons. The record is from RefSeq and is a predicted model, not a curated record. Lineage: Eukaryota; Metazoa; Mollusca; Bivalvia; Ostreida; Ostreidae. Bases 1 to 789 code for a protein of 262 amino acids. Gene Ontology annotation, molecular function: NAD+ poly-ADP-ribosyltransferase activity.
AUGAGGACAACAGAGAUGAAGGUGAAACUAGAAGCCAGACUGGUUGACGUUGAUAUUCCGACACGACAAGCUGUAGAGAAACUAGUCUUAUCCACGUGGGUACCACAAAUAGUGGGACAUGGUAGAGAUGCCAAGGGAUUGUCAGACCUCAAAUACUCUAGUAUAAAGGUUUUAAAAGUGGAGAGGCUGGAAAACAUUAAUUUGUACGAAAAAUAUUCCUACUUUCGGGCGUACCUUUUUCAGAAGGCAGGAAGAAAUGGAGUUUUCAAACAGCUGGAUGAAUUUUCACUGAGUUUGAUAGAUGUACUCACUUCGGAAAUAAUGGGAAGUGAUCCCCUCCUGAGAAGCGAUCAGUACCCAGAAGAAGCUAACGAACACUUUCUUUUUCACGGAACAAAGGCCGAAACAUACAGAAGUAUUCUUUCGAAUGGUUUCGAUAUCACUAUGGCUGAUAAUAAAGGCAUGUUUGGUCAGGGGAUGUAUCUUGCCGAGAGUCCAACAAAGGCAGAUCAGUACACAGAUCACAUAGACGACAGAACGAAAGGCGAGAAGAAAAUGUUUUUGGUUCGAUCUUGCCUUGGUAAAAUGCAUGUAGCAAGGCAUCCUAAACCAGAACUUCGAAGACCUCCAUGCUUUCAGUCUGGCUGUGAGUCCGAUUCCUGUGAACAUUCCGAGUUUCAGCGCUGUGAUAGCGUGGUCGGUGAUGGAGCCUGGUUAUUCCGAGAGUUUGUUACGUACCAUCACUACCAGAACUACCCGGAAUACCUCAUCACUUGCAUUAGAGUGUAAUGCAGUAUUGUACAUUGUUUUUGUUGUUUUAGUUUUUAGUUCAAGUUGUUGUUUUAUUGUUUAUGAAGACCCCAGCAUGUGGCAGUUU